Messenger RNA from Parnassius apollo (apollo), 240 nucleotides. The record is from the annotation of a GenBank genome assembly. Lineage: Eukaryota; Metazoa; Arthropoda; Insecta; Lepidoptera; Papilionidae.
AUGCGCGCACACUUACCGACGCCGGCGGCGAGCACGAGGCUGGUGGACUCGAUGCCGGCGGGUGCGUGUAUACUCGCGCACUGUGCGCACACAUUCACCGAGGCCGGUGGCGAGCACGGGGCUGGUGGACUCGAUGACGGCGGGGUGCGUGUAUACUCGCGCACUGUGCGCGCACAUUCACCGACGCCGGUGGCGAGCACGGGUGGGCCGGCGGCGAGACGGGGCUGGUGGACUCGAUGA